UCCAUGAUGGGGCUCUUCAUCUUUAGUAAACUGCUUUUGAUGACUCUUCUGCUCCAGUUCUCUGAAGAGAACACAGAGCGGAAAACACACACAACAGCUAAACCUGACAACUCUGUGCGUUAUGGCGAGUUCUGCCUGCGUAUUUCUGAAGACUCUCUUGGGACCAGCUCCAAACCAAGUACCCAACUGCCUACAAAGUCAGCUCUCCCCACCCAACAGCCAACCCAACACAAGCAGCCCAUCCAACCAACUAAGAAAUCAAUCCCACUGCUUAUACAAACAACAACAGAGCCACCCCAUCCAGACAGUCAGUCAGUCCAACCAAACUCAGAGCCAACCCCAACAUCGACCCAACUGCCUGCACAGACAGACCAGCCAGAGGUUGUCACCCAGGAACAAAAUAACAUGAUGACCACCGCUGCUGUACUCGAGCAAGUCAUCCCUAAAUGUCGCUGCACAAUGGAAGAUAUGAAACAGCCAGCUGAAACCUCCCCAGUCAGCAGCCUAACCAUAUGGUUCCCAAGUGAAAUGUGUAACACAAUUGAAAUCAUAGGGACACUGCUGGAUGGCAGGGAGGUGUGUGUGACACCAGGGCGCUUCAUUGCCUUGAGCCGCUCGGUUAAGCAUGAAACCAAGACUUUGGCCACAUCUCCUGCUCCACUGGACACAACCACAGAGUUACCCAUCACUACUCAGCCUUCUGUGAAAAAAACCACUGAAGAGAUGCCACGUGUGCUCAGUGACCGUUCAGAGGAUGCAUUGUCUGACAGAUGCAAACCAUGCGAAUCCCUGACAAGCUUGAAUGAUAUUGACCCAGCAAUUGUACAGGUCCUGAUCGUGGAGAAGCAGCCAUCUCCUUGUCCUGUCUAUCUUAAUGUCACUCUGAAAAAUGGUCGUGAGUCCUGCUUGGUGCUGGACCCGCUGGACUUGAAGCAAAUGAUGAUGAUGCUGGAAGAUAAAUUUGCCUGGACAAGAAUGAACAGCAAAGAUGGGUGUCGCUGCAGAGACAGAGAGAAAAAAGAUCCAUUUGAAAUGCUUGCACACAAAACCACGUUUAUCUGGCCUCCAGGGGAAGGAUGUCACUCAGCUGACAUCAUUGAGAUUUCAGUAGGCAGCGAAGAUGUGUGUGUUGCUGCAUCCAGCGUCUUGGAGUACCUUACAUCUCUUAUUCUCUAAGUUAAUAAUACAAUAAAAUACACAGCACAGAGUUAGGACUGUCCUUUGUUGUAGAAUAUUAGGAAAUG
This is a messenger RNA of Monopterus albus (swamp eel), 1244 nucleotides long. RefSeq lists its product as uncharacterized. Gene Ontology annotation, biological process: immune response. The record is from RefSeq and is a predicted model, not a curated record. The transcript is spliced from 9 exons. Gene Ontology annotation, molecular function: chemokine activity. Gene Ontology annotation, cellular component: extracellular region. NCBI's taxonomy places the organism in Eukaryota, Metazoa, Chordata, Actinopteri, Synbranchiformes, Synbranchidae. Bases 4 to 1176 code for a protein of 390 amino acids.